Molecule: messenger RNA, 2854 nt
Organism: Pseudomyrmex gracilis
Lineage: Eukaryota; Metazoa; Arthropoda; Insecta; Hymenoptera; Formicidae
Product: organic cation transporter protein-like
Exons: 8
Coding region: 727-2802 (691 amino acids)
Biological process (GO): transmembrane transport
Cellular component (GO): membrane
Molecular function (GO): transmembrane transporter activity
Source: RefSeq, a predicted model, not a curated record
UCGUUUUCUCUCCCGUGUACAUACGCACGCGUGGAUAUUACACGCGUGUGUAUAUAUAUAUAUAUGUACGUAUUGAAACAAUAAAAGCCCCCGUGCGCGUCACACACUGUCCUCCUCCGAUUCUCGCCCGCCGUUCUCGACUUCCUGUUUCGCUCCUCUCUCGCGUCCUGAAAGAGAGACGACGAACGUCCCGGGAUCCUCUCUUUGUCAGUGCGUGCUUCACCCUCGUGCACGACACUUUGCUCCAAUCCCGCGACGUUCGAAUAAAAACAAAAACGCGCGAUUCGAUUGAUUGAAACUACAUUUCUAGCAUAGAGACGCGAUCUCUCUCUCUCUCUCUCACUCUUUGAAUCUCAAAGUUAUUCUAUUCGGUAUAAACGAUAAAUUUCACCUGUCUGAUCUGAAAUGAAUUACGCGACAUAGACUGACGUAAACGUUUUUAACACUCUCUUAAAAAAAAAAAAAAAAAAAAUGCCGCAAGUGGAUCGAGUUCGAUGCCAAUAGAAAAAGAAACAUGCGGCUGUCGCCUUGAGUCUCAAAAUCGUUUGUUUCAAUUAUCGCGGGAGUAAUGAACGUGUGCGCGAAUCGGUUCAGAUUUAUUUGCACGGUUCUCAAACUGCGGUGCGUGUCGCGCUUUUUGACGUGAGUGAUUUGAUCGUCGGAGAGGACACAUCGUCGAGAGUCGCGGAUGUGGAGGAGACAACGUCGUCGUCGUUGACGAUCAUCAUGAAUGCCGAGGAAGUUAAAGUGGGCUGCUUUCAAAUGGUUCUGGUGGUGUUGCUCGGAAUAAACUAUGUCAUCGUCGCCAUGAGUCACGCGUUGCCGAUUUUUCACAACCACACGCCGAAAUUCUAUUGUCAGGUGAAAAAUUCAACUGGCAGAAGCUACGGCUGUCAGAGCUACGCCGCGAAUACAUCGAUCGACGUCAACUUGACUUCCACGUCGCCGGAGAUCCUCGCGUCGUCCUGUUCCGGCGAUUAUCGCUUCGUGACGGAGUUCGAAGAGAGUAGCGUUGUCACCGAAUGGAGCUUGAUAUGCGAAAAACAAUACCUGUCUUUUCUCGGACCGACUGUUUAUUACGCCGGGGUGCUGCUGGGCGCGUGGAUCGCCGGUCUGUUGACCGAUCGUAUCGGUCGACUUCCGGUCCAGGCGAUAUGCCUUUACGCGCAGGGCACAAUGGCGGUGGCGCUCUACGUUGUGCAGGAUUAUCCCGCGUUUCUGGCGCUGCGCGGUCUCCAGGGAGUGUUCGUGCAAGGGCUGCAGAACUCCACGUAUAUUCUUUCAUUAGAAUUAUUCCCGGCGCGAUCCCGCACCCUCAUCGCGUUAAUCAUGCAGAUCUUCUGGUCGAUCGGUCUCGUGCUGCUCACGGCGCUCAGCUACGUAAUUCCCGACUGGCGAAUUCUGCAGUUGGCCGUUUCCGUUCCCACCGCGGUCACGGUGCUGUACAUUUGGAUUAUACCGGAAUCGCCGAGAUGGUUGCUGGCUAAGGGAAAAUCGACCGAGGCCGAUAUGGCGCUCGAACGAAUCGCCAAGUACAACAGCUGCUGCUGUUGCGCCCGGUCACGAGCGGAGAAGAACAGAGAAAAAAAACGCGCGAACAGUAACGCGACGCCGAUAAAACCGGAGAGAAAAUCGCGCGUCACCAGCGUCGAUCUGAAAAAAACGAGAACCGACGAAAAUCAGAGAGACGAAGCCACGAAUCUGCUAAACGGCUCGGAACCAACCGAACACAAACUUUCGAAGAGAGCUUCGAAAGCUAAUUCGACGAACUCGGAGAACAGAUUCUCCACUGUGGAAUUACGUCGGGAAACGUCGAACAUCGUCGAGGAUAGGAGAGAUUUGCCUUCGAGUUCGAAGAUAAAUCGAAAAUCAAAAGCGCUUUCGGGAUGCGAUAAUCAAAGAAUUUCCUUGAGAGAAGCGGAAGGUGAGGUGGUGUUGCGCAGAACGAAAAUGGAAAGCGGACGCGAAGGUAAAGAAGAAGCGAGAGACGAGAAGAAACAGGACGAGACGAGCUCGAUGUUGAGGACCACAUUCGAAUCGGCGAAGUUGAGGAAAUACGCUGCCGUAAUGGUUUGUCAAUGGCUGACAUCCGCGAUGGCCUGCGACAUACUUAACAAUCUGGCGCCCAACUUCCCGCUCGACAGGCACAUCACGUUCGCUUUGACGGGAGGUCUCGAAAUGGUGACGUACACAUUCGUGUACUUCGUACUGUCUAGAUACGGUAGAAGGCUGCCCGUGUGCAUAUACCAAUCUCUGAACGGCGUAGUUUGCAUGUUAAUUGCGGCCCGCCUCAUUUUAACCACCGCCGAUGCACCGUCCACCGAUCUCGUGUGGACGAUAAUGCUGCUGUUCGGCAGAGUGACUGUCACGAGCACCGUUUCCAUCGUCUAUCUGUACACCGUUGAGGUGUUUCCGACAGUGGUGCGUGGCAGUUGCUUGGGAUUAUGCGUGGUGUUCGCGAAAAUCGGCAACCUAAGCAUGCCGCAUUUGUUGCUCUCGGGGCAACACGUGCCGGUUCCGGUGCCAUUACUAGCGGUAGGUAUGUUCUGCCUCGUAUCCGGCGCUCUCGCUUUAAUUUUGCCGGAGACUCUGACCAAAGUUCUGCCGGAUCACACGGCGGACGUGGAGCGCAUGAUCGGCGAUAGCAAAACCGAUAGCGACGACGGUAACGCAAAAACCGAGACGAAAGAAGAGGACUCGACACAGAAGCAAAUUCUGCGGGAAAAGCUCUUCUCGGAAGACUGGGUGGAUGCCGGUAACGGAAUUUUGGUAAAUUUUACAGAGAACAAAACUAACGAUUAGUUUGCAAAAUUUUAAAAAAAGUCACGGCACUUUGUAUAAAAUCGAUCGAAGC